UUUACCUGGGGGAGCUGAGGGCGAUGAUGAGGAAGAUGCUGCAGGAUGAAGAUCUGCUCAGCACAGUCAGGUAGACGCCGUUACCAUGGUAACCAGUACUUCCUGCCCUCUGAUUGGCUGUCUCUGCUGCAGCCGGGUCAGCAGAACCGAUCAUCCUCCAGGAUCCUCAGAGGGAACGGUUCUGGCCUCAGAGGUUCUGGCUCGGUUCAGGAAGCUGCAGAUGGAUCGGACCUGGACCGAGUCGCUGUUCGCUACGCUGCAGGUACCAGACAGGUCCGUCACCAGUUCCCUCCACCUGGUGGAUUCUGCAGGUCUGGUUUCUGAACAGAUUCCUCUGAACCCGUCUGAUUACUGUCCGUACAGCGCCACAGGAAAUUACACGGGGGGCGUGGUCUACGCCCACUACGGCCGUCCAGAGGAUUUCAACUGGCUGAGGAGUGUCGGCGUGUCGGUGGUCGGUCACCUGGUGGUGAUGCGGGUCGGGGGCGGAGUCAGCUUCGCUGAGAAGGUCCGAUUGGCCCAGAGGAACGGAGGCGGAGCUCUGAUCUACCCUGACCCCGCUGACCUGCCACAGGAUCCCCGGCGCCUCGGACUGAACGCUCACACCGCCGUGUCUGAACAUGUGCACCUGGGGUCAGGUGACCCCUUCACUCCCGGCUUCCCGUCCUUCAAUCUCUCCCGGUUUCCUCCCAUCCCGUCCUCUGGCCUCCCGCUGAUCCCGGCGCUGCCAAUCACCGCUACUGUAGCCGCCAAGCUGCUCAGCCAGCUGUCGGGUCCUCCCUGUCCGCCAUCUUGGAGAGGGCGGCUGCCGUACGUCCGCUGCGUUCUCGGUCCGGACUUCGGUUCUGGUCGGAGAGUCCGGCUGUCGGUCCAGAACCUGAUGACUCCGGUUCUGCUCAACAACAUCUUCUCUUCCCUGGAGGGCCGAGAGCCAGACCAGUACGUCAUACUGGGAGCCCAGCGAGACUCUCUGGGUCCAGGAGCCGUGAAGUCUGGAGUCGGAACCGCCGUCCUGCUGGAGCUGGCCAGAACCUUCACCUCCAUGGUGAAGAACGGUUUCAGUCCACGCCGCAGUCUGCUGUUCGUCAGCUGGGACGCUGGAGUUGGGAACGUCGGAGCGACGGAAUGGCUCGAGGGUUACCUCUCCAUGCUGCACCUGAAGGCCGUGGCCUACUUCAGUCUGGAUCAGGCCAUCAUGGGUGAUGAUCACCUGUCGGCCUCCACCAGUCCUCUGCUGGUCGACCUGCUGGACGCCGCCAUCAGACAGGUGGAGCAUCCCAAACAUGCAGGUCAGACCAUCUACAGCCAGGCGGAGAGAGACGGAGGCAGCUGGAGGAUCAUCAAACCGCUCUACCUGAACAGCGGCGCCUACAGCUUCACUGCAUUUGCUGGAGUUCCUGCCAUGGAGCUGAGGUUCACUGAGGACAGAGCCUAUCCGUUCCUCAACACGCCGCUGGACACCGUCCCUCGCCUCCAGGAGGUGCUGGGGGGUCGUCUGGGGGUCACUGGGCGGAGCCUGGCGGAGCUGGUGGGGGAGAUGGUGCUGCGAUUGGUCCAUGACCACAUCCUGCCGCUACGCAUCACUUCCUACGCUCAGACGGUGCUGCAGUUCAGCGCUCACCUCAACAAGCACUCAGCUGAGCUGCAGUCCAGAGGCGUCUCUCCUCAGUGGCUCUUCAGCGCCAGAGGAGAUUACAGUCGGGCAGCAGAGACUCUGCAGAGAGCCGUCGACUACAGCGACCUGCACGACCCGAACACGGCCCGGUUCUACAACACCAGGAUCAUGAAGGUGGAGUACUACUUCCUGUCUCAGUACGUGUCGGCCAUGGAGACGCCGUUUCGUCAUGUGAUCCAUGGGCGGGGCAACCACACUCUGAGCGCGCUCACCGAGCAUCUGACCCUGCUGACCUCUGACCCCGGACACUUCAACGAGAACCGCUUCAGACGGCAGCUGGCUCUGUUCACCUGGACCCUGCAGGGGGCGGCGAACGCUCUGAACGGAGACGUGUGGAGCAUCCGGCACACACACACCUACACACACUGA
Molecule: messenger RNA, 2044 nt
Organism: Poeciliopsis prolifica (blackstripe livebearer)
Lineage: Eukaryota; Metazoa; Chordata; Actinopteri; Cyprinodontiformes; Poeciliidae
Product: transferrin receptor protein 2-like
Biological process (GO): endocytic iron import into cell; transferrin transport
Cellular component (GO): external side of plasma membrane
Molecular function (GO): transferrin receptor activity
Source: RefSeq, a predicted model, not a curated record